AUGAACUGCGCGGUAGUUGUGGAACCAGCGUUAUUAAUUCUGGACCUACCAUUUAUAAAAAAGAUAGCGAGUAACCUGAAUCCAUUUGGCAGCAAAAAUCUUCGCAUGCACUUCUACCUCUUUAAGAGGGAGUUCCCAGAGUGUGGAAGGGAGGUGAAUUUCUCAAUCGAGCGGAAGUGGAAGCACUGUGGCUUUAAUGCUUCUCUGCCCACAAGGUUGAUGAUACAUGGUUGGAUGAGCCAGUCGCGUGGCUCAUUCAAUCGGGAUGUGAAAAAUGCAUACCUGAAAAAAGGGGAGUACAAUGUGAUCGUUGCCGAUUGGAGUUCAAGUUCAGCUAAUAUUAACUACUUUUCGGUGUUAAAGCUUAUAGAGACCUUUGGGGCUCAGUUGGCCCAAUUUAUAAGGGACCUUAAUCGUCGGUUUGGAGCUGACUUUGACAACAUGUAUCUUGUUGGUCAUUCCUUGGGAGCGCAGAUCGCUGGUUCUGCCGGGAAACGUUUGAAACCGAAUCAGGUAAAUACCAUAUUUGCUUUGGAUCCCGCAGGUCCAAAGUUUCGUCAUCGCGGAACCGAAUUUCGGAUAGAUCCCAGCGAUGCAAAGUUUGUGGAGUCUAUGCAUACGAGUGCUAACUUUGGAUUUCGCCGGCCUACAGGCAAUGCCACCUUUUAUCCAAACUAUGGAGCCUUUCAGCUUAGUUGCUACUACCUAGGCUGCUCCCAUAUUCGAUCAUAUCAGAUGUUCGCCGAGUCUAUUAAUUCGGCUUUGGGAUUCUGGGGGACGCCUUGCAUCCGAGAUAAUAGUAGGUGGCAGUGCGACCAGAGCCAGCGACAGUCCAUCCAGAUGGGAGGUGAGCCUUCGAUUCAUAAAGAAGGAAUCUACUACGUGAAGACCUCCGCCAGUGAUCCAUUCGCCCUUGGAAAGCAGUAAGGCGCAUAUUUAAAUCAUAGAUAUAACAUUUUUAAACUCGCUAGUCGUUUAGUAAAAGAUAUAAAAGAUAUAUUGUAAAAGAUAUAACAUUUUAUGAAUAUCUACAUAUGGUUAUCCAAGCCUGAAACUUUGAUCAAAAUUAUUUCGUAAUAAUUUUUUA
This is a messenger RNA of Drosophila teissieri, 1087 nucleotides long. Its product is annotated as pancreatic lipase-related protein 2-like. The coding region runs from base 1 to 927 and encodes 308 amino acids. Gene Ontology annotation, molecular function: lipase activity. The transcript has a single exon. Gene Ontology annotation, biological process: lipid metabolic process. NCBI's taxonomy places the organism in Eukaryota, Metazoa, Arthropoda, Insecta, Diptera, Drosophilidae. The record is from RefSeq and is a predicted model, not a curated record.